AUGGCCAACGAAGAGAAAAAGGAUGCAAAAAGUGUGAAGGAGAUAAAAGAUUCAAAAGCUUCAAAAACUCCAAAAGAAGCAAAAGAUUCAAAAGAUAUCAAGGGCACAAAAGAAGCAAAAGAUUCAAAAGAUAUCAAGGGCACAAAAGAAGCAAAGGAACACAAAGAAGUAUCCAAAGCUUCUCGAGAUGCAAACACAUCUCCUACAAAGUCCCAGUCAGCAUUGAAAGAUAGCAAACUCACAGAGUCCAAAUCACCACUGAAAUCCGAGACCAAGCUAGUUGCAAAAACUGGGGGAGCGAGUUCGCUACCGAAGAGCUCUACUCCUACCACCUCCGUUUCUUCUACUUCUUUGCAUUCUAAACCACAACCAAAACCAACCAUUGAUCAAUACAAUGCAUUAAAGAAGAAAUUGAUACAACUGAUUCUAAAAAAACAAGAAAUCAAUGCCAAGUUAUCUAAACUCGAGGACCAAUUAUACCAAAAAGAAUCAAACUAUUUUGAGGAGAGUACUGUAGGGAAUAUUGUUAAAGGCUUUGAAAACUUUUCAAAAGCAAGCGGAGGAGCAUUAUUAUCCAGCGGUGGAGGCGGAGGCGGAGGAGGUAAAGGUGGUAGCGGAAGUGGAGGAGGAGGGGGAGGAGCAGGUGGUGGAGCAGGUGGUGGUGGACACAAGAGGAGAAUAAUAUAUACUGACGACGACCAUAUAUUCAGUUUGAGCUCGACUAACUUUGUCAAAAACAUGGUGAAAAAACAUGGCCAAAAUUUUAAAGAAUCAACACCAACAACUAAUGGAGGCAGUGGCGCCAAUAGUAGUAUUGCAUCUGGAAAUACAUCCAAACAAGAGGAUUUUGAUGAUUAUGAAGACUCAGUCGACCCAAUAACUGCGCAUGGCGUAGGACCAAAACUAAUGCUCAGUCUAACUGGGAGUGGGAGCGGUAAUGGGAGCGGUAAUGGGAGCGGUAAGGGGAAUGGGAAUGGAAACAGUUCAAGCGGGGGUGGUGGAGGUGGGAAUGGAGGAGGUGGUUCCUCUCGCGAAAAGAGCGAAAGUGCUUCAAGUACGCCUUCACGAAAGCGUAAAGCAAGAAACUUAGACGAUUAG
Molecule: messenger RNA, 1098 nt
Organism: Lodderomyces elongisporus
Lineage: Eukaryota; Fungi; Ascomycota; Pichiomycetes; Serinales; Debaryomycetaceae
Gene: EAF6
Product: Eaf6p
Exons: 1
Coding region: 1-1098 (365 amino acids)
Cellular component (GO): NuA4 histone acetyltransferase complex
Source: RefSeq, a predicted model, not a curated record